Messenger RNA from Ostrinia furnacalis (Asian corn borer), 1356 nucleotides. RefSeq lists its product as uncharacterized. Lineage: Eukaryota; Metazoa; Arthropoda; Insecta; Lepidoptera; Crambidae. The transcript is spliced from 5 exons. The coding region runs from base 70 to 591 and encodes 173 amino acids. The record is from RefSeq and is a predicted model, not a curated record.
GAAAGACAGUCGGUGCUUCGAGUCAGUGUUUCUCGCGACGUCCGACGCGCCGCCCGUGCGCACGCGAUCAUGUCGGCCUCAGUCGAAACGAGUUGGAAAGAAAAAAUAAAAAACUCCGUAGAAAUCCCGAUCCUCACCAGAUGUUGCUUUUGCUUUCCUCUUAGAAAAGGUCUCAUCGCCUUCGCUUAUAUCAAUUUGGUGCUGUCUCUCACCGUAGCAAGUUUCCUGUCUUUGUACAUAUCGUUCGCGAGGAAAUCUGACGUGCCCGAGGUGGCCGCAGAAUUCCCACGGCUGGUCGUGGACACCGUCGCGCUGGUGAUAGAGAUCUCCAUGACUGUCACCUUCAUCGUCGCACUACACAGGAAACAUGUGCUACUGAUGAAGGUGUACCUCUACUUCGAGAUCGUGUACUCGGUGAUCGGGUUCAUCUACGGGAUCGCCUUCAUCACCAGCGAGUCUGCCAGCGAGCUGUUCCUAAUACUGUUCCAGCUAAUGUGGCAAAUCUACCUCGCCGUCUUAAUUUGGAGUUCCGUCACAAAGAUGGAAAGGGACGAUACGGUCAAGUACGUGCGCGAAAGGGAUCCCGUAUAAUUUAUACGGAUCUUGUUUGUACGAAAAAGUAGUAUUAAUUAUGGACAAUUUAUUAAAGUUAUUGUGCGCAAUUUGUUAGAGGAAAUCUUUGACAUGAGACGAGGCUGGAAGGUUUCUUCUGUGAAACUUGGAAUUGAUCAACAAAAUCUACACUAUUAUUACAAAGACGAGGUAAAAUUUGUUUCAAAUGUAUGUUUGAGUUAUCUGCUAUAUGUUAAAGUAUAAGUACUUCCAACAUUAUUACCUACCUAGAAACAAGUAAGGAACAAAGUAAAAAAAUCAUUUUAGAGGAGACGUGAUGACAACCUACCAAUGUUUGUUUAUGAAUUUAUCUCUGUCAUGAUUUAUAAGAAUUUUUAUCAAUCCACACGACAGGUUAGGUAAGUUUUUACCUUAGUUAUCUAUCGAAACUAUUAAUGUUAACUUUAAAGAUAUAUUUUAGAAAGUAUUUCCGUGAUAUGAUUGUGAAAUGCGCGUAGAAUUAAAUUGAACGUGUAGACUGAGACUAAAAGUGACUGCAACAUAUUUUUUUCAUAAAAUUACUAAAUUAACGUUUAAUACCAACUUUUUUCACCUGUCCAAUGUCCAUUAAUAUUGUACAGACAUUAAUAAACAGAUAUACAAUUUUAAAUUAUUAAUAUGAGUAGUGAGUGCCUUAUUCCAGUGAGAUUUUGUUAAAAUAAGAUGAGUGGAGUGAUAGAUCUUAUUAUAGCACUAUGAAGGUUACCGUACAUAUAUUUUUGGAAAACAUUUAUUAAAGUAAAA